AGCAGACACACAACAUUGCAGCACGGUUUUUCGAGAGUGAAGGAGUAUAAUUUCAACAAAGGGUGUCUCUUGUUAUCUUCUUUGUGAUGGUGAUAGGCUAGGAAUAUUUAUUCCUACAAUAGAGAUAAGAAGAAAUAAUGAAGCUUAAGGUUCCAUGUUGUCGUGUAUAGGCCUAUACUCGUUUGACUUGUUUUUUUAUAAUUAAAUUUUACGGAGAUAUAAUACCUGGCAGAUGGUCUAGAGCGGUUCCAGCAGCAGCCGAUCGAGACGAUCAUUUUCCGUGGAGUGAGUGACGGCGAAGACACUGUCAUUAUCUUGGAAUGAUCUGAAAGAGAGGGAGCACCUCAGGCGCCUGAAGUUAAAUAUCUACUGCGAAAAUCAGUGUAUAACCUUUUGGAUAUACCUUACUAGUCCUGGACAUACUAAUUAAUAAUGGCAGACUUUGCUCGACUUGAUGGCCUCAGUGUGCAGCAAGACCCAUGCAUAAGCCCCGCAGCGGCUACGGACGCAGUUUGCCUUGAAGUCCGUUUUGCUGAAGGCGAUGACAAACAAUCUAGCAACUGGUUUUCGUCAUUUUUAGAGGAAGGAGUCCACAUUCACGAACGUAGUUCACGUAGUCAUGAUGAUAAUACUUCCAGGGUGAUCUCUUUUCGGCAUCUGCAUACAACAGACUUCUUGACCAAUAGGGUUAACACUGGAAAGUAUACAUAUUUGACAUUUGUUCCCAUUUUUCUGUAUGAACAAUUUCGUCGCUAUGCCAACAUCUUUUUCCUCUUCAUUGCAUUACUGCAGCAAAUUCCUGGUGUGUCACCAACAGGCCGUUAUACCACUCUGGUUCCCCUUCUGUUUAUCCUCUUUGUUUCCGCUGUCAAAGAAAUCAUUGAAGAUUUUAAAAGACACAAUGCUGAUGUGGAAGUUAACAACAGGAAAGUACAAGUUUACAGAGGUCAGAAAUGGAUGAAGCGGGCAUGGCAGGAUGUGUGUGUCGGUGACAUUGUCAAGGUUGAGAGGGAUGAAGUGUUUCCAGCUGACCUCAUCCUUCUUGCGUCCAGUGAACCGCAGGCGAUGUGUUACAUCGAGACCGCGAAUUUAGACGGCGAAACCAACUUGAAGAUCCGUCAAGGGUUGCCGCAGACUGCUCACAUGACAAACUGCCAAGAACUCUAUAACCUCAGUGGGUCAAUCGAGUGUCAGCUACCAAACAGGCAUAUAUAUGAGUUUGUAGGAAACGUUAAAAUAAAGGAAGAGGCAACAACCAAGAUUCCUCUUGGACCGAACCAACUGCUAUUACGUGGUGCAACCUUAAAGAACACUCACUGGAUCCAUGGCGUCGUGAUUUACACAGGUCAUGAAAGCAAGUUGCUAAUGAACUCCCGUUCAGCACCCUUAAAGCAGUCGAUGGUUGAUAAGACUACAAACUCGCAGAUUUUUUACUUAUUUUUCGGCCUACUGACUUUAGCAUUGAUUAGUGCAAUUGCGCAACAGGCGUGGACAAAUAAACAGAAAUUUAACCACUGGUAUUUGGGAUACCAAGACAAAAAGCCGAGUAAUUUCUUCUACAACUUCCUGACGUUCAUCAUCUUGUAUAACAAUUUGAUUCCAAUCAGUUUACCUGUGACCUUGGAACUGGUGAAAUUUGGGCAGGCGUUGUUCAUUAAUUCAGAUAUUGAGAUGUAUCAUGAAGACACUGACACGCCAGCACAAGCCCGUACCUCGAAUCUAAAUGACGAACUCGGUCAAGUUAAGUACAUAUUCUCAGACAAGACCGGUACGUUGACGUGCAAUAUGAUGCAGUUCAGAAGAUGCAGCAUCGCGGGUAUCAAGUAUGGUUCUGCUAAAGAUAACAGUCCAGUUUUUAGUGAUCCCCAAUUAUUGCAGAAUUUAAGUGAAAAACAUGCUUCAUCGGCACAUAUCCGUAUGUUCUUGACGAUGCUGGCAGUGUGCCAUACUGUAGUACCGGAGCGGGAGCAUGGAAAACUGAGUUACCAAGCCUCCUCACCAGAUGAGGGUGCUCUGGUGAAGGCAGCUAAUGAUCUUGGCUUUGUAUUUACUGAAAGAACUCCAGAGUAUGUGGAAAUAGACGUACAUGGUGAAGUUGAACGCUAUUACAUACUUAAUGUUUUGGAGUUUACAAGCCAACGGAAGCGUAUGUCUACGAUAGUACGCACAGAAGACGGACGUAUAUUUGUCUUGUGCAAAGGAGCGGACACCGUGAUUUACGAUCGAUUAGGAAAGGACCAAGAAUUUAAAGAGUCCACCUUGCAACACCUGGAAGAGUUUGCGUCCGAAGGUUUAAGAACCUUAUGCUUUGCAUUCCGUGAAGUUGCUCAGGACGAGUAUGAUGAAUGGAGUGCAACGUUUUAUAAAGCGAGUACAGCAUUGAAAGACAGAGAGGCUAAACUAGAAGAGGCUGCAGAGUUGAUUGAGAUGAACUUCAUGUUAAUUGGCUCAUCAGCAAUUGAAGACAAACUACAAGAAGGUGUGCCGGAAACAAUUGCAACGUUGCUUUUAGCUGAUAUACGUAUUUGGGUUUUGACUGGCGACAAGCAGGAAACAGCCAUUAAUAUUGGGUAUGCAAGUCAUCUUAUUAACCAAAACAUGCAGCUGUUGAUAAUGAAUGAAGAUUCUCUGGAUCAAACUCGGGACAGACUACGUAUGUUAAUUGAUGAAUACGUGGAUCCCUCAGGGAUACAGAAUGAGGUUUCUCUCAUCGUAGAUGGAAAGACCCUGAUAUAUGCCUUGGAUUUCAGCCUCCGUAAAGACUUCCUUGAAUUAGCCAUCUGUUGUAAGUCUGUUAUUUGUUGCCGGGUGUCGCCCAUGCAGAAGUCUGAGCUGGUAGAACUGGUGAAACAGAACGUUCAUGCAGUCACGCUUGCGAUUGGAGAUGGAGCUAAUGAUGUCAGUAUGAUACAGGCUGCUGAUGUUGGUAUAGGUAUCAGCGGGAACGAGGGUUUGCAGGCUGCCAACUCAUCAGAUUACUCUAUAGCUCAGUUCCGUUUCCUAAAGAAGCUGAUGCUCGUACACGGUGUGUGGAGCUACAGUCGUAUAUCCAAGCUUAUUCUUUACUCGUUUUACAAAAACAUUUGCCUGUACAUCAUGGAGUUUUGGUUUGCCAUGAUGAAUGGUUGGUCAGGUCAGAUUCUGUUCAACCGUUGGUGUAUUGCAUUCUACAAUGUUAUAUUCACCGUUAUGCCACCGUUUGCGAUCGGUUUGUUCGAUCGCAAUAUAAGUGCCCAGAGUAUGCAGCGCUUUCCACAGCUUUACAAACCUUCCCAGAAUGCAAAAUACUUUAAUACAAAGGUGUUUUGGAUGUGGACUGUAAACUCCAUAAUACAUUCGCUACUAAUCUUUUGGAUUAGCAUCGGCGCCCUUCAUCAAGACGCCGCCUUUAAAUCGGGAUAUACAGGAGACUAUCUUUUUGUUGGUAAUAUGGUUUACACAUAUGUCGUUGUCGUUGUGAGUUUGAAGGCAGGUCUGGAGAUGGAGGCAUGGAGCUGGCCUGUGCAUUUUUCACUGUGGCAUGGGUUCUUAAGCUGGUUAACAUUCUUUGCUAUUUACUCAGCCUGUUUCCCUGUCUUCCCAUCAGCCGGCGACAUGUCAGGAGAGUCUCACAUGGUGUUCUCAUGUAGCAUCUUCUGGAUGUUGCUUUUCCUCAUUCCCGUUGCUGUACUAAUGCGAGAUGUCGUCUGGAAAGCUUUUUGUCGUACCAUGUUCAAGACUUUAGCGCAGGAGGUGCAGGAGGCUGAGAUAGAUCAUAUUGAUCCCACAGUUAUCAUUAAAAAAUCUGUUUCCAAGAGGUUGAACGAAACUUCUCGUCUGUUGGGAAGACUUAUAAAACGCAAGAAGCCUGUAGGAGGUGGAGGAGCCGAGGAGCAUGAACCCACAGCUCAUGGUUAUGCAUUUUCACAAGAGGAACAUGGAGUAAUAACACAGUCGGAGGUUAUUCGGGCUUACGACACAACCAAACAGCCACACAACGUCGUCAGUUCAUGAUGCUAGACAAACCAACAUGCAGAGUGCGCUAUAAAUACCGACAUGCGACACGUCAGUAACUUUCAAUCAAAGACAAAAGAGGUUUUAUUGCAUUAAAAUGAUCAGUUCGUGUAUAUAAGUGAUCAUUUCCUGCAAAUAGGAUAUAAGGUGCAUAUCAUUAUCACAAUAUAUUUUUUCAGUGUUUCACAGUUUGUUGUUCUGGUUGACUUUAUGUUGCCUUGUAUGCAACGUGUUAGCUACCAUGUAUUAAGGCUUUGAACACCAAACCUAAUAACAUUCUAACAACUAUCUUUAUAAUCAUUGUCUUCAUUAACAACAUCAUCAUCAUAAUUAUUUAUUUAUCCUCACAAAUACUUUUUCAUCAACAUUAGCAUCUUUAUUUUCACCAUCAGAAAAGAUAAUCUACCCCUCUGGCUCCCCUUCCGUACCCACCCAACACUGAAAACUUGCCAAGCCUGCAGUGAUGUGCCAUGUCUAGUGUUAUAAUGCUAGUCUAGUACCAGUAAUUUGGAGGCUAUGAAUACAACAUAAUUUUAAACACCAGCAAUCCAAAAGAAAUACAAAACUCAUUCAGUACAAAAAAAAA
Anneissia japonica is the source of this 4579-nucleotide messenger RNA. RefSeq names its product phospholipid-transporting ATPase IB-like. Gene Ontology annotation, cellular component: plasma membrane. Bases 433 to 3993 code for a protein of 1186 amino acids. Gene Ontology annotation, molecular function: ATP binding; ATP hydrolysis activity; ATPase-coupled intramembrane lipid carrier activity. The record is from RefSeq and is a predicted model, not a curated record. The transcript has 33 exons. Gene Ontology annotation, biological process: phospholipid translocation. NCBI's taxonomy places the organism in Eukaryota, Metazoa, Echinodermata, Crinoidea, Comatulida, Comatulidae.